CAAACAGGUGAAGACUUGGAUGAAGAGAGAUCUUCGUCUGCUCCACCUGCUACUGACAGUCUACUUAACUGGCUACUUGUAGCCUGCUCAUCUAGUGAUUUACUGACCUGCUGAGCUACUAACUUGUCUGAACCCUCCUCCCUCCCUUCUUGUACUUGAUCUGAUCCGGGUACUCUCCCUGACCCCCUUCUUCUCCUGCCACACCCCCCUCCCCAAUCCCAUCCCUAUUUAAACCCCGCCCCCCCACCUCACCCCCUUUCCCACCCCGUCCCUUCCCCUCCCACCCCCACCACCUCCUCACCCCCAUCUGCACCUCCUCUCUGGUGCCCAGGCGCCCCCUGAAAGGACCAGAAUAUGACGGUUCGGAAGCUAUUUUUCUAUAUCCUCUUACUCGGGUAUGCCGGUUACCCCAAGACAAAUCUUGUCCAUAUUUUGGCUGACCAUUUCCGUCUUGGCUCUCGUGUCUUCGGAACUCUGUGGAAGCUUGCCGUUAUUACUGCCACCGUUGCAAUUUGUGCAUGUCUUAUUUACCUCUGGAGAGUUGUCCUUGCUACAGAGCCUCCAGUAUAUCCAGUUAAUGUACAGCCAAAAACUGCAAAGAGCAACACGUUGGAGAAAGAAAACACAGAGCUGGCUGAAGCAAUAUCCAUGUGGGAACAGAAGAUACAUCUUCAAGAAGCUAAGAGAGAAAGUAACAUUCACUCUGCUGAAGCUCUUAAGUUGAAAUCAGAAGAUGCAAACGGUCAAUUGGAGGAACUGAGAGCCUGGAGGUCCAAUAUAUGUGAACUGGAAGCAAUGAAAAAGGACCUGGAAGACAUUCAUAAUGCUUUGAGUUCUACUAAAGCAAUCAGGGAAGAAACAGCCAAAAGGCUGAAGGAGAGAGGAGACGUCCCUGAUAAAUUCUAUGAAGAAAGAAAAAUGGCUACAGCAAAGAAUCUGGAUAUGACAAACUGUGAACUAGUGGCAAUGAAGAAUCAGAUGGCAACUGCAGAGGAAAAUCUGAAAAUAGCUACAAGGGACAUAGAUAAGUGCAAACAGGAAAUUGAACAAACACGAGAAGAGCUGCAGAAGGCAGAAUUCACCUUCACACACCAGAUCGCAGUUAAUGAGAAGAAUGCUCAGGACAACUGGAUCAAGACUCGGAUCUGGGAGAGGAAAAUGGCGGAGCAGAGCCGAGAGGUCACCCGCUUGAAACACAGACUGGAUGUGAUGGAAGGAAAGAGGCUGCUUGAGGGAUACAGGAGGUGGAGACCAAUGCCUGGAAGUCCAGAGAUGCAGAACCCUGCGAGGAGAGAGCCUUUAGUCGAAGCUGAUGGCACUCCCAUGAGUCACAACUACAAGCAGUCUACCAACAAUGCCGAGAAGGACAAGGGCAGUGUGGAUCCGUGGCGACCUCCUCCAUCAACUGGAAGAUUCUGCACACCCUACUAUAGAGGCCACCCUUUGAUCUGGGCACAUCCACCUCCUGUACCAGGUUCGGGACCACCCCAAACCCCUCCACCUGCACCACUUGGGCCUUUUUCAGAUCCACAUGUUGCUUCUGUGAGUAACAACAACACUGACUGUACCAAGAGGAUCACGGAGGACAAGGGCAGUGUGGAUCCGUGGCGACCUCCUCCAUCAACUGGAAGAUUCUGCACACCCUACUAUAGAGGCCACCCUUUGAUCUGGGCACAUCCACCUCCUGUACCAGGUUCGGGACCACCCCAAACCCCUCCACCUGCACCACUUGGGCCUUUUUCAGAUCCACAUGUUGCUUCUGUGAGUAACAACAACACUGACUGUACCAAGAGGAUCACGGAGGACAAGGGCAGUGUGGAUCCGUGGCGACCUCCUCCAUCAACUGGAAGAUUCUGCACACCCUACUAUAGAGGCCACCCUUUGAUCUGGGCACAUCCACCUCCUGUACCAGGUUCGGGACCACCCCAAACCCCUCCACCUGCACCACUUGGGCCUUUUUCAGAUCCACAUGUUGCUUCUGUGAGUAACAACAACACUGACUGUACCAAGAGGAUCACGGAGGACAAGGGCAGUGUGGAUCCGUGGCGACCUCCUCCAUCAACUGGAAGAUUCUGCACACCCUACUAUAGAGGCCACCCUUUGAUCUGGGCACAUCCACCUCCUGUACCAGGUUCGGGACCACCCCAAACCCCUCCACCUGCACCACUUGGGCCUUUUUCAGAUCCACAUGUUGCUUCUGUGAGUAACAACAACACUGACUGUACCAAGAGGAUCACGGAGGACAAGGGCAGUGUGGAUCCGUGGCGACCUCCUCCAUCAACUGGAAGAUUCUGCACACCCUACUAUAGAGGCCACCCUUUGAUCUGGGCACAUCCACCUCCUGUACCAGGUUCGGGACCACCCCAAACCCCUCCACCUGCACCACUUGGGCCUUUUUCAGAUCCACAUGUUGCUUCUGUGAGUAACAACAACACUGACUGUACCAAGAGGAUCACGGAGGACAAGGGCAGUGUGGAUCCGUGGCGACCUCCUCCAUCAACUGGAAGAUUCUGCACACCCUACUAUAGAGGCCACCCUUUGAUCUGGGCACAUCCACCUCCUGUACCAGGUUCGGGACCACCCCAAACCCCUCCACCUGCACCACUUGGGCCUUUUUCAGAUCCACAUGUUGCUUCUGUGAGUAACAACAACACUGACUGUACCAAGAGGAUCACGGAGGACAAGGGCAGUGUGGAUCCGUGGCGACCUCCUCCCUCAACUGGAAGAUUCUGCACACCCUACUAUAGAGGCCACCCUUUGAUCUGGGCACAUCCACCUCCUGUACCAGGUUCGGGACCACCCCAAACCCCUCCACCUGCACCACUUGGGCCUUUUUCAGAUCCACAUGUUGCUUCUGUGAGUAACAACAACACUGACUGUACCAAGAGGAUCACGGAGGACAAGGGCAGUGUGGAUCCGUGGCGACCUCCUCCCUCAACUGGAAGAUUCUGCACACCCUACUAUAGAGGCCACCCUUUGAUCUGGGCACAUCCACCUCCUGUACCAGGUUCGGGACCACCCCAAACCCCUCCACCUGCACCACUUGGGCCUUUUUCAGAUCCACAUGUUGCUUCUGUGAGUAACAACAACACUGACUCUACCAAAAGGACCACGAAGGACAAGGCCAUUAUGUAUGCAAGAGGGCCUGGUCCUUCCCCAGGAUCACCUUGCAGGCUGUCCCCCAUGGACCACCCUUCACCACCAGUCACGGGCGAUGGGCCACCUCCACCUCCUCCACCAGCUCCUCCACGUACUAAAUUUGGUUUGCGUCUCCGAAAGUUCCCUCGCAAUCUCCUGAGGUUUUGCCUGUGUUCCUGCUGUGUCAGCUCUAACACCAGCUCUCGGCGGUCAUCUCAGAGCCUCAGGAGAAUGCGAACUUCGUGGACCCUGAACUAUGACCAAUAGGCUGUGGUGAUGUGAUAUAUUUAGAAAAGUUGUCUGGAGGACCUACGGUCAUUCUGUGUUGAUGUACACAGUGUGACCCCUGUACACACGGUCACAAACAGGGAGAAUCUACAGUAAUAGGGGCAGAAGAUAAGUGACUGUUUGAAUUGUAUUGACUGCACAUGUCCCGCUGGUUCCUUCUGGGGUGGUGGCCACAAGCUUCCUCCAGAUCUGGUGACAGUUGUGUUCACUCGUCAAUAGAUCCUCGCAAGCACGUGGCACUUCCUACUCACCGUGGUGUGUGGUGAUCAGCAGGGCAGCUAUCAGCCCCCAGGACAUGGCUGAUUCGUGAUUGCAAGACAUGGAUGAGGGGUCAGCAGUGUCUCGGGUAGAACAGUGAGGAAACCCUGCAUGAAUCCACACGUUGUGGAUUUCCCCACGUACCAGCUACCUCACGGUAGCACCAAUCCAGGUGGGAGCUGAGGUAGACUCAUGGUAGCAGUUGUGGGUGUGAGUCUUAUAAUGGCCCAUAUUCCUCUCAGUGUUUUCUGUUUUUAUCUUUUAUUUUGAUGCAAUGUUUAUUUUUGAGUGAGAGAGAGACAGAGCACAAUUGAGAGAGGGGCAGAGAGAGAGGGAGACACAGAAUCCAAAGCAGGCUCCAGGCU
Molecule: messenger RNA, 4049 nt
Organism: Felis catus (domestic cat)
Lineage: Eukaryota; Metazoa; Chordata; Mammalia; Carnivora; Felidae
Product: extensin-like
Exons: 33
Coding region: 355-3405 (1016 amino acids)
Biological process (GO): vesicle cargo loading; actin filament polymerization; endoplasmic reticulum to Golgi vesicle-mediated transport
Cellular component (GO): endoplasmic reticulum membrane; cytoplasm; actin filament
Molecular function (GO): actin binding; microtubule binding
Source: RefSeq, a predicted model, not a curated record